Molecule: messenger RNA, 2521 nt
Organism: Lates calcarifer (barramundi perch)
Lineage: Eukaryota; Metazoa; Chordata; Actinopteri; Centropomidae
Product: ubiquitin carboxyl-terminal hydrolase 37
Exons: 15
Coding region: 580-2172 (530 amino acids)
Biological process (GO): G1/S transition of mitotic cell cycle; protein deubiquitination
Cellular component (GO): cytosol; nucleus
Molecular function (GO): cysteine-type deubiquitinase activity; cysteine-type endopeptidase activity
Source: RefSeq, a predicted model, not a curated record
UCUUACCUUCACUUCAGUGCAACUGAACUUAGAAGAGCAUAUACACCUUUUUAAUUUCACACAAACUUUAUUUUAUCUCGACAACAUCAAUCUCUGCAAGAUGUUUCGCAGGAGAAACAAGAAAAAACAUAGAACUAAUGUAGAGGAGGACCAUAAACAACAAUCUGUGGUCCCCAACGCCUCUGCCACCUCUACCACCUCUGCCACCACAGUCCCAGCACUGACAGAGACGCCCCAAGAAAAACCUAAGAAGCUUUUCUGGUGGCGUCGUAAGAAGAAGACCAAACGUCAGACUCCUGUGGCAGAGGAUGUGGCAGGAGCAACAACUGUCCCCACAGACAAGGAGUGUGAGGGUGAAGCUGGAGUCCAUGAGGCCUCACCCUCCCCUGUCACUACAGUGUCUGUGGACAAAGACCUGGCAGAAGAUAAAAACGAGUCAUCUUCUGCCACAGAAAAGAAUAUUAGCACCGUCCAGGAGGAGACCAAGGAGGAGAGCGCUGUCCAGGAGGACACCAAGGAGGAAACCGUAGUCCAGGAGGAGCACCGAGGAAGAGAGCGCCAUCCAGGAGGACACCAAGGAUGAGAGCACCAUCCAGGAGGACACCAAGGAUGAGAGCACCAUCCAGGAGGACACCAAGGAUGAGAGCACCAUUCAGGAGGACACCAAGGAUGAGAGCACCAUUCAGGAGGACACCAAGGAUGAGAGUGCCGUCCAGGAGGAGACAAAGGAGGAGAGCCAUUGUCCAGGAGGAGACUCCAAUCACCCCUGACGAAGAAGAAACGAGCCUUCCACCUUCUGCCACAGACAAGAGCACCAUCAAGGAGACCAAAGGUGGUGAAGCUCAGCAGGAAGCUUCACCCACCACAGAUGCUCCAGUCUCAGCUGGAUCGGAGACUGGAAAGAAGACCAAGAAGAAGGGGAAGUCUUGGUGGCGUCGGCUGUUCUUCUUACGCCGAAAGAAAAAGGUGGAGUCUCCAACUGAGGAAGAGGAAGGAGCUAAGAACAGCCCUCCAAACAGCGAGUCAAAGAAAAAAGACUGUGAUGACAACAGCAGCAACAAACAGCUGAAAGCUGCUGUUAACAACACUGGCCCUGACAGAAAGCAGUCGACUCCAACAGGCCAUGGUGGGAGCGUACAGGAAGAAACCACCAGCCCCGGCCUGUGGACAAAAAUAUCCAGACCCUAUAGGAACACUGCAUCCAGUAGGAGAACCCUCUCAAGAGAGGAGCUGGACUGCCUUGGGUUGCCCAACCUGGCACAGACCUGCUACAUGAACUCCACCCUACAAGGCCUCCUGACAUUGACUGGUUUCGUUCAGGAGGUCCACAGACAGGAGAGGGUGUGGAGUUCAAACAAGAACGCUAAAAUUUUGAGAGGGUUUGUGGACGUGGGAGCCUGCCAAUUCUCUAACAUCAAGGCAGUGAAGAAACAGGUCCUGAAGACUUUCAAACGCACAAUUUCUGACUCAAACUCAGAAUUUGCCGACAACAGUCAGAAAGACGCCCAUGAGUUUCUCAGCUGUGUGCUGGACAUGCUGAGGUCCCUUGCGUUUGACCUUCAGACAGCAGCGGUCGACAUGGGCAUCAGUUACACCUGCCCUGUCGGUGCUCAUAUCGCCUUCCAGAUGCUGAGCACAAGGACCUGCAGAGGAUGCGGUAUCCAGUCCACAAGGGCGGAGGACUACAUCAACCUCUCCCUGGAUAUGCUGCCUGGACGCACAGUGGACAAGCUCCUGCAGGAGUACCUGAAAGAGGACCAGCUAGAGUACAGGUGCCAGUGUGGGACUGAGGAUUCAGCACAGCGCUACUCAUUCCUGACCCUGCCAAACGUGCUGAUCCUCCAGCUCAAAAGAUUCAGGUUCACCAGCUCCUUCAGCCUGGAGAAGGUUAACAAGCCUGUGGAUCUGACACGGGAGCUGUUAGUGGAUCUGGAUCCCACCUGCACCACACAGACAAAGACUCGCUACUCUCUGGUGAGCAUCGUCAGCCAUUUGGGCCACACAGCUCACUCUGGCCAUUACAUCUGCGACGGUGUUCACAGAGAGACAUCCGGAGAUGUGACAGACCGUUGGCUGACCUACAACGACAAGCACGUCAGUGAGACGACGGGCACCGCUGCCUGUCGCCAGCGGCAGAGGACGGCCUACCUGCUGUUUUAUGAGAAACAGUAGCUUACCCCCCCAAUCUCCUAACCCCGGACCCUGGAACCAGCGAACCCCAAACCCUUGGAGUCCCCCCUCCCCUCUUCUCCCCCCUUUCUCUCUCUCUCUCUCUCUCUCUCUCUCUCUCUCUCUCUCCCCAACCGGUUGAGGCAGACAACCACCCACCCUGAGUCCGGUUCUGCUCGAGGUUUCUGCCUAUUAAAAGGGCAGUUUUUCCUCGCCACUGUUGCCUAGUGCUUGCUCAGGGUGGGAAUUGUUGGGUCUCUCUCUCUCUCUCUCUCUCUCUCUCUCUUUCUAAGUAAUAAUAAAAUAAAGAGUACGGUUAAAAAAAUGCCUUGAGAUAACUUUUGUUCUGAUA